This is a messenger RNA of Medioppia subpectinata, 424 nucleotides long. NCBI's taxonomy places the organism in Eukaryota, Metazoa, Arthropoda, Arachnida, Sarcoptiformes, Oppiidae. The record is from the annotation of a GenBank genome assembly.
UAAAAUCUAUUCAAAUUUGUUUUAAUAAUAAUAGCCAGACGUCGGAGGCGUGUAUAUGACUAAAACAGAAUUCAAAGCACUUCCAGUCGUCGACAAAGUAUCUAAUGUUGAGAGUUUGGACACAAACGUUGAUCCACAAGAAGUUAACACACCGACGGAAACGAUCGCUAAAUUUGAAUACCAUAUCGUUUAUAGUAUUAGUUAUUCCGUUCCUGUGCUGUACUUUACGGUCACUAAAACAGAUGGUUCAUUAGUUAGAAUUGAAGACAUUUGGAAGUGGAUUCCAAAGAGUAUUUACACACCGAAACAGACAAGUGAUGCUUCGGUUGUGGAUAUGACCGACGAAUCAGCACUUUAUCGCAAAUAUGGAUCAAUGCUAACACAAAUGAAUAAUCUUUCACUUACUUUCAAUGAACAGUAUUAG